UUCCCGACUGCACUCGCUCACAAGCCCCUGGGUGACCCUCAGUUUGCGGAGUAUCAGGAUGGUCUUCUUUGCCUUGUAAUGUUGCGCUGGAAAAAAAAAUAAAAUAAAGGCGCUUACUCCGAGCUAGCCACCAUGACUUCUAGAGGCACGCCGAGCCGCUUUUUAAAGAGCGUCUUACAGAAUGGAGUCGGGCGGUACGUCUGCCAGAUCAAGCGGAUUUCCCUCGUCUUCUCUAAGGAUGCCCAGACUUCCCUCGGUGCCAGAGAGUUUAUUGAAGAUAAGGUGGUGGACUUUGCCAAGCAGAAUCCUGGGAUAGUGGUCUACGUGACUCCCCAGCGGUGCAGAAUUCCGAAAAUCAUCGCUGAAUACUUAAACGGCACUGUGAAAGAGGAGCCUAUUAAUAGCAAGACCUCGGAGGAGAUCACCCAGCUGAUUAAGAAGCUGUCCAGCCAGUCUGGGCUGGAGGUCAUCCGGAUCCGCAAACCCAUCCACACCGACAGUCCCAGCAUCCAGGGCCAGUGGCACCCCUUCACGAACCGGCCCCCCUCCCUCAGGGUGCACAGGGGGCAGCUCCCAAAUAACCAAACAGAGCCUCAGCCCACCACAAGCACCUGCUAAAUACAGAGCCAUUAACCAAGCAGGUCUUCAGACCAUCACAAACAACUGCUAAAUACAGACCCAUUGACCAAGGGCUUCAGACCAUCACAAACAACUGCUAAAUACAGACCCAUUGACCAAGCAGGGCUUCAGACCAUUACAAACAACUGCUAAAUACAGACCCAUUGACCAAGCCAAACUUUAGCCCACCACAAACACCUGCUAAAUACAGAGCCAUUAACCAAGCAGGGCUUCAGACCAUCACAAAAACCUGCUAAAUACAGAGCUAUUGACCAAGCAGAGCACCACAAACACCUGCUAAAUACAGAGCCAUUGACCAAGCAGAGCUUCAGAUCACAAACACCUGCUAAAUACAGAGCCAUUGACCAAGCAGAGCUUCAGAUCACAAACACCUGCUAAAUACAGAGCCAUUAACCAAGUAGCGCUUCAGUUCACCAGUUCAGUUCAUGAGAAAUACAGAGCCACGGGAUUCUUUUUCAUCAGUCAGUCAGUGCUGGGCAAUGUGACAUGUAUCUAAUGAUAUUUAAAUUGCACCAUAGGAGCUUUGCCAGUUGCUUGCUGAUUAAAAUGUAUUCUGAAUCCUAUUAAAAGAAUUCUCUUAUUCUCUUA
Molecule: messenger RNA, 1227 nt
Organism: Polyodon spathula (Mississippi paddlefish)
Lineage: Eukaryota; Metazoa; Chordata; Actinopteri; Acipenseriformes; Polyodontidae
Product: 39S ribosomal protein L43, mitochondrial-like
Exons: 3
Coding region: 133-618 (161 amino acids)
Biological process (GO): mitochondrial translation
Cellular component (GO): mitochondrial large ribosomal subunit
Molecular function (GO): structural constituent of ribosome
Source: RefSeq, a predicted model, not a curated record